Polychytrium aggregatum is the source of this 2518-nucleotide messenger RNA. RefSeq lists its product as uncharacterized. The transcript is spliced from 5 exons. Bases 73 to 2394 code for a protein of 773 amino acids. NCBI's taxonomy places the organism in Eukaryota, Fungi, Chytridiomycota, Chytridiomycetes, Polychytriales. The record is from RefSeq and is a predicted model, not a curated record.
CCAAAGGUCUCGGUCUCCACCGACCCCAACUCGAGCCCGCUGCUCCGUCCCUCGGCCGCCGAGAUUUCUCCGAUGCGUCGCAUUCGCAGUUACGAGGGCUCGUCUGCCCAUCCAUUCUCCGACCUCGGUGGCAGUAGUAACGCUGCUUCGACCCCUGACCCGGCUCACCACCAGCCACGGUCCGGGGCCGACAGCUUCCCCUUCAAAGUGCGUCCCUCGGCACCCCGGACCUUCAGCCGACUUCCUCCUCCGACAGACAUAUACGAGGACGAGAGCGACGAUGACGCCCCUCCCAUGGUGCGCUCUGUCUCCAUGUCCGAGCUCUCUACAGCACUCCCUCCGAUCGGGCCUCCACCAUCUGCUCCAUUGCCUCCUGUGCCCGGCUCCUCCGAUUCGCUCAAGAGACAAAAGUUUGUUCGCUACGCCCGCCGUCCUAUCGCCCCCGCCAGCGGCCCGCAGACCGUCUCUGUUCCGUCGUCGCCAGUCCUCAGCCGAGAGUCGCGAUCGUCCAUGUCUCAUGUGCGUCCCUCGCACCUGGCCGCGACUUCACCGCCGCUCUCGCUGCUCGCACAACACAUCUCGGCAACAUCGUGGUCAUCAUCAUCGUCGUCGUCGUCAAACUCUCAGUCGCCUCAGUCGCCUCAGUCGCCGCUUUCGCCACUGUCACCUCAGUCGACCAAGCCCCAGAGCUUGAUGCCCCCGGCAACUCCUCAGCUUGGUCACGGACGGCUCCCUCCUUCCAGCCACCAUCUGCUUCAUAGAACAAAGUCCACUGCCGUUGCCCUCCCGACCGCCAGCUCCGAUAUAUGCUCGCUCGACACGCCCACGUCCACAUCGUCACCAUGUCCUUCCUUUACGCCUCUCUCUCCCUCCAUGUCUGCGUCGGGCAUCACAGCCCUCUACGUGGCCACCAACGAGCGCCCUCGCCUGAGCGAUCUGCUACGGCCUCAUCUCGUUUCGAAUGAUGUGCUCCGCAAGGAAUACCCGGGUAUUAUCUAUCUGACCAAGAAGCUCAUCGGCUUCAACGACGAAAAUCUGAUCUAUCUGGCCACAUGGCCGCCAGCGCUACGCGUCUAUCAGUUCAACUCACCAAGGCUGCUCAAUAUCCCCAACAUUGACAUGGGUCGAUCGCCGAUAUCGAUCCAGCUCCGCAGAGCCAUCCUUAUCCGCAGCAGCCUGGCCUACCGCUGCUUUUACUGCGCUGCACGGAGCGCUGCCUUGGGCGAUUUGAUGAACGGACCAUACUACGACAAGGGCCCCGACCACGACCGGCCCAUCGUCAGCCCCUUCGACAACCGCUUGGACGAUAUGGAGAGCCAGGCCCUCACCCUCGCAUCCGAGGCCUCGACCAUCCCGGCGACCGUCACGAUGGACGCCAAGGCUUCGCUGCGAGAGCUCUACGGAGAAGAUGCGUACCAGCAAAUCGCUGCCAUCUGUGCCAGUGUCGGCUGGACCAACAUUUUCUCGGACUCACUUGGCCUCGAUCUCGACAAUACCUCCAUCGACCUGGGCGAGCAGUAUCUCUAUGAGUACGGGUGGUAUCCAGGCCGGUACCGACACACACCCGAGCCGAUGCUGUACAACGAGGAUCUGGUUCCCGGCCACAGCGAUGGCUCGGAGCAUUCGGCGACAGGAUCCGGUGCCCACGGAUCUCCUCAGAACGCACACAGCAGCCGGGGCCUGGCCUGGGCAAAGGAAAUGAUCAAGACCCUCAAAGUCUCGCAUGACAACAAUACCCUGGAGCAAGGAUGGCUGAAGGGAUUCCCAUCAGGACACCGCAAUCUCAACAAAUGGAUGAAAGAAGUCAUGGGCUUCCAGCCCACCUAUCUUGCUCAAGUGGUCAAUAAGGAGCUGAAGCGCUCCCUGUGCUUUACCCUCUGGCAGUUCAUGCUGCGCCCCGUGCACCAGAAGGACGACUGUACAGGCCCAAACUCUGCCUCGGAGUGGUCGCAUGGCGCGAAGGCCCUGAUGUGGUUCGUGUUUGCCACCGAGUCCAAGAAUGUCCUGCUGCAGGGCCAUGCUGCGUUCCUUGCACAUCGCGCCGCCAUCUCGAUCGAGACGCUCAAGCUUGCCGCCGCCCGCAUGUCGCUUGGCGACGAGCGCUUGGACAUGGCCGCACGAUGGGUCCGCCAAUAUGCGAGCAUCAAGCGCACACACUUCACCCCGGCAGAGUCGAUCCGCUUCAUGGAGAGCAUGGUCUCGCCUGUCGGGGUCAUCGAGCUGGUGUGCACGCUCGGCCUGGCCAACAAGAUGCACCGCUUUGCCAGCCUGGUGUCUCACGGCGACGGCAAGCACGUCUACUUUGAGCCGGAGAUUGAAGAGUUCCUCAGUAACAAGGGCCUGGAGCUCAACAUCCUGAUCCCGGCCGCGCCCAUCACGAUGCCGGUCCGAUGAGAACGGUCUUUCACUGGAUCGAUUCAUGGGCAGCCUCGACACUCUGCACUUCCGAUCGCCUCCGCCUUCUUGUUCGGCUGUAACCGCAUUCUCUCUCUCUCGCCUCUCAAGACUUUGACUUGCA